This is a messenger RNA of Didymodactylos carnosus, 1062 nucleotides long. NCBI's taxonomy places the organism in Eukaryota, Metazoa, Rotifera, Eurotatoria, Philodinida, Philodinidae. The record is from the annotation of a GenBank genome assembly.
AUGUCUCAGAUUGUUAAUACAGCUUUAACAUGUCCAAUAACAGGAGAGUUAUUCCGCGAUCCAGUUAUGGCUGAUGAUGGACACACUUAUGAUCGAAAAGCAAUUACUCGAUGGUUAAGAGAAAAUAAAACUAGUCCGAUAACACGUGAACAUAUAGAAUUAGCUACAUUACGUACAAAUUAUACAGUUAAAAGAUUAGUCGAUAAUUAUAGAAUUGAAAAUAAAUUACCAUUACCAGUUGAUGAUGAAGAGGAAGAACGAAUGUCAGUUAAAUCUGUUGAAUCGAGUAUUAACAAUUUCAGUCAUUUCAGUGAAAAUGAAGAAAUAACAAUAAUUAACCGGAAUUAUUUUGAUAAUAUGCAAGAAGAUAGGACAGGUGAUUCAACGUUAUUAGACAUAUUAUCAGAUGAUAUCAAUACAUUUGUGUUACAUCCAGCUCCACUUGGUGAUACUAUUCGAUGUCGAAUUGUUCGUACUAAGAAUAGUCCUUUUCAAAGGUUAGAAUACUAUAUGCAUGUUGAACGAAAUAAUGGAAGAAAAAUUUUUAUUUUAACUGCUCGAUGUCCACGUUUUCGAGUUAAGUAUCAAAUAUCAACAAAUAAAACCGAUAUUGGGAAAUUAAAAAGUAACAAUAUAGGGGACACACAUUUUACGUUGUCUGCAUAUGAUCAAAAAUUGGCUUCAAUUGCUUAUGUGAGUAUUUUCUUUCGAGAAACAAAUAUUUUUGGCUUUAACGGGCCACGAAAAAUGACCGUCUCAUUACAGACAGCGACGAUUGAUCGUGAAGACGAGCAUUGGUCAAACAUUCUCCAAUUACAUAAUAAAACACCAGUUUGGAAUGAAGAAAGUGCAUCACAUGUCCUCAGAUUUCAUGGACGAGUUACGCAAGCAUCAGUUAAAAAUUUUCAACUUAUUGGAAAUGAUUAUCCUGACCACAUUUUCCUACAAUUUGGUCGUGUUGGUUCACAUACAUUUACAUGUGAUUAUAAAUAUCCAUUGUGUGCAUUACAAGCAUUUGGCAUAGCAUUAAGCUCUUUGCAUGAUAAAUUGGGUUGUGAAUAA